AUGACGCCUUCAGGAACAAUAGAUAGGGUUAUAACUGAUACUAUUGAGAAACAUGAGCAGGAAUUGAGAACUAUCAGCUUGAAGAUACAUAAUAAUCCGGAGCUGGGCAACAAGGAAGAAAAAGCAUCAGAGUUGCUGUGUAAUUAUCUUGAAGUAAACGGAUUCAAGGUGACUCGGGGUGUAGUUGGCCUCAGUACUGCCUUUAUAGCGGAAUUUUCGAAUGGUAAAGAAGGUCGUAAAGUUGGAUUUUGUAGCGAAUAUGAUGCACUUCCUGGUGUUGGACAUGCCUGUGGUCAUAAUUUAAUAGCCAUUGCUGGAGUUGCUUGUGCUUUAGCAUUCAAGAAUCUAUUAGAACAGAAUCUGAUAAAGGGAUCUGUUUAUCUCUUUGGAACACCUGCUGAGGAAACCACGAGUGGCAAAAUUCAGUUUGUCAAAAAGGGAAAGAUAGACGAGAUGAUCAAUUUCUCAAUGAUGCUUCACCCUGGACCAUGGGACAGUGUCUUUACUUCUUUCUUGGCGUUGGAUUCCGCUAAAGUUGAGUUCUUCGGUCGCCAGUCGCAUGCUGGCAUGGCGCCGUGGGAGGGCGUCAAUGCGUUAGACGCUUUGAUGCAGAGUUUCGAUAAUAUAGGCUUAUUGAGACAGCAGACUUUACCAUCAAACAGGAUUCACGGUAUUAUCACUGAUGGAGGAAAAUCUGCAAACGUUAUUCCAGGAUAUGCUUCUGGUGAGUUCUAUAUUCGAUCACUCACACGUCAACAGUUGAACGAGCUUAAGAUCAAGUUCGAACAUUGUUUCGAAGCUGCUGCAAAAGCAACUGGUUGUACUCAUAAAGUUACAUGGGCGCCUUGGGGCCAGAUUGAUGACGUGUUUCAAAAUGAUGUUUUAGGAGAAUCGUUCAAAUCUUAUAUGAGCGAUAAAGGUGUCUCAUACUUAGAUCGUACUGACGAACAGCUUAUAGUUGGUGGAAGUACUGACUUUGGCAAUAUAAGUUACGUUGUACCUGGAUUGCAUCCAAGCUUUAGUAUUGGGACGACUGCAGCAAAUCAUACGGUCGAAUUUGCAAAAGCAGCAGCCACCGAAGAAGCACAUAAAAAUGUACUUCGUGCAGCCAUUUGCCUUGCAAAAACAGCUUCAGAUGUAUUCAUUGACGACGUUAUGUUUGAAAAGAUGGUUACUAACUUUAAAAAGGGCAAAUUGCAGUAA
Mycotypha africana is the source of this 1203-nucleotide messenger RNA. RefSeq lists its product as uncharacterized. Gene Ontology annotation, molecular function: dipeptidase activity. Bases 1 to 1203 code for a protein of 400 amino acids. The transcript is spliced from 7 exons. The record is from RefSeq and is a predicted model, not a curated record. Lineage: Eukaryota; Fungi; Mucoromycota; Mucoromycetes; Mucorales; Mycotyphaceae.